AUCCCUGGCCCUGAACACUGCGGGAGAAACUGCUCCAACUGAACUCUCCCCUCUUCAGAGAGGAGGAGCUAUUCAACUGGAACACAAACCUAUAAAUCCAUGUGGAGGUGGCACUGAGUUACUGAGCCAAGUGGCAGAGGGACUUCCAUAAGGUUUAGAGAAACCAGGAGACAGCUGUCAUGGCGGGGAAGCCCUUGCUUCACUACUUCAAUGGACGGGGCAGGAUGGAGUGUAUCCGGUGGCUCCUGGCUGCAGCUGGAGUGGAGUUUGACGAGGAACUUAUAAAGAAACCUGAAGACAUAAAUAAGUUAAAAAAUGAUGGGAGUCUGAUGUUCCAGCAAGUGCCAAUGGUUGAAAUCGAUGGGAUGAAGCUGGUGCAGACCAGAGCCAUUCUCAACUACAUCGCCAGCAAAUACAACCUCUAUGGGAAAGACACAAAGGAGAGAGCCCUGAUCGACAUGUAUGCAGAAGGCUUGAAGGACCUCAGUGACAUGGCCAUGUUCCUCCCGCUCUCCCUGCCCAGGGAGAAGGAGAUGAACCUUGAAUACAUCCUUGAAAGAGCCACAACAAGGUUCUUCCCCAUCUAUGAGAAGGCGCUAAGAGACCACGGGCAAGAUUUUCUGGUGGGUGAUCAGCUGAACUGGGUGGAUGUACAGCUCCUUGAAGUCAUCUUAAUGGCUGAAGAGUGGAAACCCAAUGUCCUCUCAGGCUUCCCUCUGCUGCAGGAAUUUAAGGCCAGAAUCAGCUCCAUUCCCACAAUUAACAAAUUUCUGCAGCCUGGAAGCCAGAGGAAACCUCCAUUAGAUGAAGACUCCACUGAGGUCAUGAAGAAUAUAUUCAAAUUUGAACAUGGCAUGUUUCUUAAAAACAUGGGUACAAUAAUAGCUGAGUAUUAACAAAUGAAGUGGUCU
Messenger RNA from Vicugna pacos (alpaca), 911 nucleotides. Lineage: Eukaryota; Metazoa; Chordata; Mammalia; Artiodactyla; Camelidae. The record is from RefSeq and is a predicted model, not a curated record.